AUGGAAAUCGGUCCAAAUUUAUGUAUAUGGCCAGUUCAGUCAGGUAUAAAUAAUCAUGAAAAUGAACAUGGAUAUGAAUUAAAAUCUAUAACAAAAAAUAUUUCACCUAUUAUACAACAAAAUAAUUCAUCAUUUAUAUAUAAUCAUAAAAAUGAUAUAUUAGAAUUAGAAAGUGAUAGUGAUAUUGAUAAUGAAAUUGAAUCAACCAGUCGUCAUCCUCCUCCUCAUAAUGAUCGAGAUCAUCAUAAACAACAGCAUCAACAGUAUUCUCAUCCUAGUUAUCAAAAUCAUCAUCAAGAGCAAGAACAAAAACAUGAACAACAACACCCCCAACAGACCUAUGAUCAUCUACAUGGAGUUCACCAGUGUCAUUCAUCUCAUUGGGAUACUACUAAAUUAAUCAAUUUAUCUAUAGAUGAACAUGAUACUGAUGAGAAUAACAGUGUAAUCAUUGAAGAUAUCGAUUCAAAUGGAAAUAAUAAUCUGCAUAAUGAUGAUUCAUUGAUGAAUCAACAAUCAUUGUAUGAUGAACAAUCCUUGUCUAUCAAUGAAAAACAUUAUCAUGAUAAUCAGCAACAUCAUCAGAAUAAUAGUUUAUAUGAUUUACAUCAGAAAAAUAUUCAGAAUAAAGAUUAUACCUGUGGAUUUUGUGGUUAUGAUUUUGAUACACCUGAACAAGUUGAGAAACAUGUUUUAAUUAAACAUUCAGAUCAUUUAAUUCAUUGUAGUGAAAAUAAUAAAACAAUCAAUUCAACGAAUACUACUACUACUGAUAUUCCCGACAAAUCAGUAGUACUGAUAGACGAGCAAAAGAAAAUUAAUGAUAAUACUGGAUUAUUACAAAAAGAAAAAAAAUUACCUGAAAAAGAUAAAUUAUUAACAACUAUAUUGAACAGUUCUAUUUCAGAUGUACAAAUAGAUGAUCCAUUAUCCAUAAAGAAUAAUAUUAAUAAUAAUAAAGACAUUUCAACACCAACAAUGAAUCCAAUGAUUACAGAUUGUCCAUUAUGUGAUCGAACAUUUGUUGGACGUAGAUCAUUAAAUAUACAUUUGAAUAAAACACAUUCUAUUCGAGAAAAUAAUAACAGUAAUAGUAAUAAUACUAGUAUGGAUACUACUAAUACAACAGUGAGUGUUAGUAAUACUACAAAAAUGAUGAAUAAUACCAAUACUAUAGACGUUGAACAAUCAAAGUGCAAUUCACAAAUGAAAUUAACACGUCUAUCUCAUUCAUAUUCUUUGAAAGGUAACAAUAGAAAUCUCAAGGUUUUUACUGAAUCAAUAAAAUCUUCAUCAAAUGAAAAAUCAUCAUGUAAAAUUGCUGUUCGACCACCACUUCUACCAAGACCAUCACGUAGUGAAAAUUCAGCAAUACAUACGUCAGUUUCAUCUUCACAGUCAUCAAAUAUGGAUCAUAUAAAUGCAAAUAAUCUGUUAUCAACUUUAUCGGAUAUUUCUGUAUCUAAAAGUAGUGAUAGUGAAGAAUCAAGUCUUCAGAAGUCUCGACGUACUGUUUAUGCAGUGUCACCUCCUUUAGCAAAAGAGCACAGUGGUCUCAAACUUCGUCUUAUCUCAUUAGAUGCAGUAAAGAAGUCAACUAAUACAAAUACAAAAUUACAAAAUUCUAAGAAUAACUGUAUUGAUAAAAUACAAUUAGUAGAUGAUUUAAAGUCAAUAUCAUCACCAGUAUACUCUUCGCCGUCAUCAUCUUCAAUAACAUCAAUACCGGGAACAAUGAGUACACAUAUACCCUUUAAAAAAUCUGAUACAGUAAUAGAAGAUGAACAAGACCUUUCCUCUUCAAAUACAACAUCUCUGAGGCGAACAGUUUCUGUGCAUACAACUACAAAUGAUGAACACUGUAAUGCAUCUCAAUCAAAUACAUUUUCAUUUCAUAGAAGUCAGUCUUGUUCACUGGAUAUGAAAGAAGAGUAUAAAUUUGCUGAAGAUGAAAAUGCUAACAUGAAAUAUGAUUUUUCAAAUGAUAAAAGAUCAUCACUACAGUUGAAUUUUGAACAAAAAAAUGGUAUACCCUGUGAAUUCUCUUUUCCUUUAUCAAAUGAUGAUAAUAAUAAUGAUAAUAGUAAUAAAACGCAAAAGAAAUCAGAAACAAUGGAUACAAGUCUUCGAACAAGUGAUGGUUUAUAUAAAUGUCGUAUUUGUAAAAGAUUAUUUGCUAAUCGUUAUUCCUUAACAGGACAUUAUAAGUCGCAUUAUGAACCAAGUCAAAAACCCUAUUGUUGUGAUGAUUGUGGACAACGUUACACCUCACCGAGUAAUCUUCACUAUCAUCGUGGUCGUAAUUGUCCAGUAUUAAAUGUACAUAAUACUAAAUUACUUGAACUGAAAGCAUUAAGAGCUGUUGAAAGAAAAUCUUUAAUGAAUAAGUUAAAAGAUCAGAAUGACUCGAACAAUAAUAAUGAAAUUAAAGAUACUACGUGUGACUCUAAUCGUCAUCAUCCACCAGCACAUAAAAAAUCACGUUUCAACGAUAACAAAGCUAAAACUCAUUUAACUACUUCAAAAACUAAUAGUAGUAUAGAAUGUUUAGAUGGAAAUUUUAUCUUACAAAAUCGACAAAAGUUAAAAUCCUGUGAUACAUCUCACUCAUUCAAUACUGGUACUAUUACUACUAAUAGUAGCAAUAGUAGUUCUGCAAAUACUGUCGUCAAUACUACUGUUGAUAGUAAUGUUAAUAAUGCUAAUGAGAACAGUACAAUACAAAACAAUGAGGAUGGUUUACAAAUACAGGAGAUAUUACGAUUAUUUCUUAUGCAUGCUUAUCAGUCGGAUGAAUUACGACAGCAGUUAGUAUCACUGACAUCAUCUGCGCUGCUUAAUGCUUUAGUACCAACGAAUGGAUUUCAUCAAUCAAGUAUGCUGUCUAACCAAACCUGCACAUCAAGUCAACAAUUGUUCAACCUUUUGUCCAGUGUUAUCAACUCUAGUAAUUCUAUAGAAAGGAAUUCUAUGAGUAGUGUUAAUAACACUAGUAAUCAUAGUCAGAGUAACACUACUGAUGAUGAUAUGUAUACACAAAAUAAUUCAACAGUUGGAAGAGUUUUAAGUCAACCAGGUAAUUCCUCACCACUGACAGAAGAACCAACAGAUCUUACAAGUAGAUCAAGUAGAUGUGUUCAACAUAAGGAUCAAGGCGUAAACAAUGCAUGUGGCAUACAUUGUUCCAUGUGUUGUCAUGAUUCAAUUAUCUUCCCAGAUUAUCAAGCAUUAAAUAAACAUAUGUUUUUAGUACAUGGGACACCACCACCAAUGCCAUCAGUAAGUACACCUACUUCAACGACAUCAUUUCUACGAUGUCAUUCAAUGAAUGAAUCCUUACCAUCAAAUACUGAUUGGAACAUGAGAACUAAUAGUUCCUCGUCUACUAAUAAUUCAGAUACAUUAAUCCAACAAUUACACAGGUAUCAACAAGAGAAUAAUUAUAGUACUUCUGAUAAUAUUGAUAGUAAUAACACUGACCAAUUGUCAUCUUCACCAUCAAUAAUUCACAAUUGUGAUCGUGAAUUUUCAACAUAUACUGCUUUUCGUGUACAUCAUACAAAAUCACAUCAACAGUCUUCUAGUAGACACCAUCAACAACAACUACAAGAGGCUCAUCAUCAAUCACAAUAUACUAGAUCACGAUUACGAUUAACUGAUCAAAGUGUACCAACAUCACUAUCGAAUCAAUGUGAUGUAACCUAUGUGAGUGAUGAUAAUGACAGUGAGUAA
Messenger RNA from Trichobilharzia regenti, 3732 nucleotides. The record is from the annotation of a GenBank genome assembly. NCBI's taxonomy places the organism in Eukaryota, Metazoa, Platyhelminthes, Trematoda, Strigeidida, Schistosomatidae.